CGGGGCACUUUUCUGGUCACGUGAAGGCCUGCUUGUAUCACCGCCGCCAUGACUGCGUCCUGAAAAAAAAGGGGGAGGGUGACGAGACAAUAACAACAACGCCGCCUCCGCCUCCUCUUCCUCGAUCCCGCUUUUGGAUCCCUCAGACCUGGAAACGCUGUUUCUCCGUUCCUGUUUCGCUUUCGGUGCUGCCUAGAAAAUGAAACAAUAACAACUUCAUAAGAGACCAUUUUGUCUUCUGUACCAAUGACAUCUGUGCCAAUGAUACCUGAAUCUUACAGCCAUGUGUUGGCAGAAUUUGAUUGCCUCAAUCCAUUGCUUUCUGCUCUCAGGUUGGAUUCCAGUCGCCUGAAGUGCACAUGUCUUGCAGUAUCUCGAAAAUGGUUGGCCCUGGGUAGUUCAGGUGGAGGCCUGAACCUUAUCCAAAAAGACAGUUGGAAACAGAGGCUGUUUCUCACUCAUAAGGAAGGUGCCAUUUCCUGUGUUGCCUUUUGUUUACAUGAUGAAGACUAUGUCGCUGUCGCUACAAGUCAAGGCCUUGUUGUUGUCUGGGAACUGAAUCAGGAGCGUCGUGGGAAGCCUGAAAGAAUUUAUGUUUCUUCAGAACACAAAGGCAGAAAAGUAACUGCUCUUUCUUGGGAUACAAAUAUACUCCGUGUUUUUGUUGGUGAUCAUGUAGGGAAAGUGUCUGCUAUCAAGAUUAAUACAUCCAAACAAGGAAAGGCCACAACUGCAUUUGUUAUGUUUCCAGUUCAGAUUAUAACUACUGUUGACUCCCGUGUGGUUCAGCUUGAUUAUUUGGAUGGAAAACUGCUUAUCUCUUCUCUUACUCGUUCUUACUUAUGUGACACAGAGAGGGAGAAGUUUUGGAAAAUUGGAAACAAGGAGCGAGAUGGUGAAUAUGGAGCCUGUUUUUUCCCAAAAAGUUGUGGCAGCCAGCAGCCAUUAAUAUAUUGUGCACGACCUGGUUCACGGAUGUGGGAGGUGAACUUUGAAGGGGAGGUGUUAAGUACACAUCAAUUCAAACACCUCCUGUCAUCAUCACCUCUCCCUAUUAUUAGUCUAAGGACAGAUCCGGAAUACAAUAGUGCCAGUUGUUCUUCUCAGUCUUUGGCUUUCCCCAGGCUCCUUUAUUUGAGUGAGCAUUGUGUAAUGACCUGGACAGACAGAGGCAUUUAUAUCUUCCUUCCUCAGAACGUCCAAGUUUUGCUCUGGAGUGAAGUGCAAGACAUCCAGGAUAUUGCAGUUUACAAAAAUGAACUGUUCUGUUUACACACUAGUGGAAGAGUCGCUCAUCUUUCCCUUUUAACAGUGGAAAGAUGUGUGGACCGUUUGCUUAGAAAAAGCUUCUGGGGUCUUGCUGCCAAAAUCUGCUGUCUCUUUCAGAAUUCUGUUGUUUUGUGUCGGGCAAGAAAAACUCUUCCAAUAGAUAAGCUAGAACAUUUGAAAUCACAGUUGGAUCUUUCAACACAAAGUGAUAUCAUUAGUCAACUUGAAGGACUGAUUGCAAAGCUUGAACCUUUAGGUUCUGCGUGCAGUAGCAGGAGGAGCAGUAUUUCUUCACAUGAAAGUUUCAAUAUACUAGAUUCUGGAAUUUAUCGUGUUAUUAGUCGAAGAGGAAGUCAGUCCGAUGAGGAUUCUUGCUCAAUACAUAGCCAAAAUCUAUCAGAAGAUGAAAGAACAAAGGAAUUUCAUCCACACCAGGAUGAAGAGCAGCUAGAGCUUGACAGUGUAUCUCAUGCUUCUGUGGUGAUCGACAAUGAUCGGAAUGAGGCUUUUCUUCCAUUCAGUAUUCCAUUGUCAUUUCGUUCCCCAUCUCCUCUCGUCUCUCUUCAGGCUGUUAAGGACAGUGUUUCUAGUUUUGUACGUAAGACCACAGAGAAGAUAGAAAAGAUUGGUACCCUUCAUGUGAAUCCUGAUAGAGUUAGACAGGACAAUAAUGAUGAAGAGCAACUGCUAGAGGUGACUGCAAGUGUUAUAACACAUCCUCAAGAAGAAGAGAUGGAGCUACAGAGCCAGCCUCAAGAAGAGAAUUAUCUUGAAGAUCUCAUGGUAGCAACUAAAGAGACUCUAACCAGACUCCAGGAUCCACUAAUUUUGUUAGAACCACAGUGUUUGAGAGAGGUUUUGCUUUACUGGCUUCCAUUUCUGGAGGACGCAUUUGGUUUCAAGGUGGCUUCUAUUUCAGAAAAUAGCUCUUACAAGACAGAUGAAGAGUUACCUUUGCACCCUGAAGGACAGCAAGUUUUUGAAGAAAAUAUAGGAAUAGAUAGUGAUCUCACAGAGGAGGAACAGAGACCUGUCUCCAGAACGAACGAUGAAAAUGAUGCUAUAAAUAACGAACAGGAAGGGACUUUGGACAGAAAUGCCAGGGAAGGGUCAAGCAGCAACAAUCAGAUUGAUAAAAUGCUUUACCAAAAAACUGAUGAAGAGACAGCCUUCAGCCAAUCUUUCCAGAUCUAUUCCCCACAUUUCAUAGCACAAGACAUGAAAAAGGAUUUGAUAGAGCUGACAACUUUGUGUUUUGAAUUAAAUGUAUAUGAGCAUUUACAAGUAAAUAAUGAACAGUGCAUGCAGCCAGAAACUUCCUGUGCUUUGACCUGUCAGUUCAUAAAGGACUACUUUUUCCUUUUGGAUUUGGAAAGACUGAAGCAGUGUAUUAUCGUCUCUCACAGCGAUCAUCCCCAGAUUUGGGAAACCUAUGUAGAAGGACUCAAAGAAUUGACUCUGAUGAGCCCAGUUACUACGGCAGUAGAAAAUGGAGAUAUGUUUAAAACACUGAAAUUGUUAGUUGAUUUGGGCCCCUGGGAUGCUCCUGUAUUAUUGGCUCAUGCCCAGAGGCUUUAUGAAAAGUUUGGAGAAACUUCUCUAAGGCCCCUGAUCAAGUUUUAUCCUUCCAUAUUGCCUUCAGACAUCAAGCAAAUUUGUAAAAGCAAUCCUGAGCAUUUUCUAGCAUUUUUAGACAGUUUAAUCAACUCAAAGGCUGAAGAUGAACGGUUGUCUUUCUUGUUAUCUCUUCUCCAUCCUGAAUCAGUACGAUUGGAUUGGUUAUGUUUGGCAGUUUCUCAUGAUGCACCAAAUGCAGCAAGUACCAGGGAUGCCCAAGGAAAUCCAAGGCCACAAUCACAUUUAUUUACUUGGGGAUACAACCAACUGAUAUUACUGCUACUUAAACUCCCAGCUGAUAUUUUAACAAAAGAAAAGAUGGCUGAAAUAUGUAAAAACUAUGGCUUCUGGCCUGGAUAUCUUUAUCUCUGUUUGGAGCUGGAUAGAAGAGCUGAAACCCUUACUAAUAUUGUUCAUUUGGAUGACAUGAACUUGUUGGAUGGAGAACGUGGGGCAGUGCCAGAGACAGUGGAAGAAUGGAAGUUUCUCCUUGGUCUUGUAAAGAGUCAUCAUAACAGUGUCUUUAAUCCUGCUAUGCAGAAUGGCAGUACUGUUAGUAAUGGUGCUCCAAAUUGGUCAAAUUGUAUUACUAUUGAGAAUGUGGCUCUUCUGUUGGCCAAAAUAAUUGGCCCAGAUCUUGCUUUGCUAGUAUUGCAGGAAUGUGGCCUGAUGAAUGAGCUAUCUGAAAAAUUUGCCAAAGUCUGUGAGAUACUACGAAUCACUGAAAAAAGGCAAAGAGCCCUGAUUCAGUCCAUGCUGGAAAGAUGUGAUCGGUUUUUGUGGUCUCAACAAGCAUAACAAAUAGUUAUGAAAGUUAAUAAUGGUUGUAAGAAACACAAACUACCAGAACUGUACCAUUUUUCAGAAAAGUCUUCCUUGCUGGAAAUGGUGCAGUUAGUUUGCACAAAAAUGGAUAGUAAUAAAGCUUCAUUUUUUAUUCUGAUUUUCAAGUCUUGGUAUACUGCAUUUCUGUAAUUCAGUAUAUAUUUGAGAGUAUGUCAUGCCAAUUGCUUAUUAAAAGUGCUGAAUGAUAUUGAUACAGAAGUAUUUGAAUAUGUUAAAAAGUUUGCAUUAUCAGUGUUAACUUUACAUAUGAAAAUGGGAUUCUUUGUAAAUAGCUUCUACCUACCUGAAAACAGGGUUCUUUGUGAACAACCUCUACCAAUAUAAUUUAUUUUGGCACUGUCAAAAGAAUGACAGAUUCUAUAUAGUUACUGGCAGACUUCCAUUCAGUUUGCAAGAAGGUAUGUACAAAUGGACGGAUGUAGAAGCAUAGAUUUUACCUGUAUAAUAUAAAAGUCACUGUCCUUAUGAGUUAAAUCAAAAAUUCUUGUAAGAUAGCUGUUGAGAGAAUAUAGUAACUACCAAAUGUAACACCUUCCAAAUGUAUAUAAAUGCAACAGUGCUGAAUUAUUUAUAAGUUAAAAUCAUCAAUAGAACGGGGAUGCUAUUAGCUAAAUAUUACUUCAAAAUGAUUUUGGUGAAACUAACAUUUUAAAAACUUCUUAAUUGAUGCUUCAACAACUGAAGGAAUAAAUGGUAAAAUGAUGUAUAUUAAUGCAAUUUGUUCUCUUACUGAAAAAGCACCCUAAAAUUUAAGAAAAACCCUAAAUUAGUUGUGCACUGUUUCAUUUACAACUUUUAAUGACAUUGAUUCCAGUCUUGUUGAAGUAAAUCCUACUGUGUUCAAACUCGCUUAAUCCAAGUAAGUGUAUAUAGGAUUAUAUGCCACAACUCAAAUAGUGAUAUACUUGUACUUAACAUUUUGAGAUUCUUCACUAUUGCAGUAUCAUUUCAUUUAGAAGGAUUCAUAUUUUAAAGUCCACUAAACUGAAUACUUCUAUUGAUGUUAUAUGGUAAUUGAUCAAAAGGUAAUACUAUGCAAAUCAUUUGGAGUUAUGUUAAAUAUUUAAUUUCUAGAAAUCUUAUUUUUAAUAAUGACUUGGUUCCAAAGUAAUGUAAAACUGUUUCCAUUUGUGCAAGGGAACUUUCAUCAAUGCUUCUGGGAACAGGCUCUGGUGUCCUCUGAAAGUUGGUCCUGAAUGUAGGGGGCACCCUGUAUAACAGUUUUUCAACAAGUGAGAGAGGCUGCAGAUGGCAGAAGGGAGGGGAAAUCUUCAUCAUCAAAACACAUGCACGCACACACAUAGAGAUACUUUACAUUUAUAAAAGAGCAGCCUUGGGUCCAAUCCAAUGUAAAUUAUACUUUGUGAAGAAAUUAAUACAUCCUGUAGAGUUACAAAGUUUUGGUAAAUUUCCUUUUGAAAGCCAUCCAGCAAUAAACUGUUACGUGUAACGAGCAUUUUACCCAGUUCCCUAGCAUUCUCUUUGAAUUUUUAAGCUGAAGUCUGAAAUAGCACAAAUGCAUCUUAAUCUCAGGUUUUCUAUACAGUCUUAUAGGAUAUAAUUUUAUACUAGUUUUUGUGACUUCUUGUCUCAAAACUUUCAUAAAGUACAGCUCUCAACAUAAAUUACCUUCAUUCUGUGCCUUAUUUUUCUAGACCACAAUCCAAAGAGUCUUGUUAGCCAUGUACAAAGGCUUGUGCACACUAGUUUUUUCUCCUUCCUUCCCAGCAGCAGCUUCUUACACUUAUGUGGUUUUGUCAAGUUUCAAAGUCAGCGUCAUUAGCAUUAUGGAGAGGACUGUUUCCAGAAAGAGGGGUUGAGAAAUCCUGUUGUGAACUAUGAGCUCACUGUGCAGACUUUUGAAUGGGGUAUAUACUGGGCAAAUUAAUGUUUACAUUAUUUGUGUGAAGAAAUAGUUUAAAGACUGAUACAAAUGCAUAAACUUAAGUUCAUGAGCUUUUCAUAAAACUGUAUUAUAUUCUGUCUGAAAUGCAAUUGAUGUGGAACAACUAAAAUGUAUACGAUGUAUUGUCGAAGGCUUUCACGGCCGGAGAACGAUGGUUGUUGUGGGUUUUCCGGGCUGUAUUGCCGUGGUCUUGGCAUUGUAGUUCCUGACGU
This is a messenger RNA of Eublepharis macularius, 5850 nucleotides long. It is a transcript of the gene HPS5, whose product is annotated as HPS5 biogenesis of lysosomal organelles complex 2 subunit 2. The coding region runs from base 247 to 3684 and encodes 1145 amino acids. The record is from RefSeq and is a predicted model, not a curated record. Gene Ontology annotation, molecular function: protein binding. Gene Ontology annotation, cellular component: cytoplasm. The transcript has 23 exons. NCBI's taxonomy places the organism in Eukaryota, Metazoa, Chordata, Lepidosauria, Squamata, Eublepharidae. Gene Ontology annotation, biological process: developmental pigmentation.